This is a messenger RNA of Ylistrum balloti, 1542 nucleotides long. Its product is annotated as cytochrome P450 3A8-like. Gene Ontology annotation, molecular function: heme binding; iron ion binding; oxidoreductase activity, acting on paired donors, with incorporation or reduction of molecular oxygen. NCBI's taxonomy places the organism in Eukaryota, Metazoa, Mollusca, Bivalvia, Pectinida, Pectinidae. The coding region runs from base 1 to 1542 and encodes 513 amino acids. The record is from RefSeq and is a predicted model, not a curated record. The transcript is spliced from 15 exons.
AUGACGGGUGCUGUCGAUGAAGCAGAAGGUAUAUUCAACAAUGCUAUUGCCAGAGAUGAACGUGUGGACAGCCGUAUUGGCCGUGGUAACAGGAUUUCUCUAUCUUUGGUACGUUGGUACAACAAACGGAAGAUUCGUGAACUGGAGGAAGGCGGUAUACAAAUGAUACCAUCGCUUCCAAUCAUCGGGAGCAUCCACAAGCUUUUCCGCAAAGGCCUGAUACAAACAGAAACAGCUUGGUUGGAGCAUUAUGGUAAUGUGGUGGGGUGGUACAACGGUUUCAUCUUAAACGUUGUAAUUAGAGACAGGACCAUGAUCAGCGAAGUACUUGUGAAAAAGUUCAACAUUUUCACUAACAGAUGGGUACCCGACAUUUUCCCUGAUCCCUUAAAUAAAGGGGUUAGUUUUCUACAUGACGAAGAAUGGAAAAGGGUUCGAUCGCUAUUGAUGCCUGUGUUCCAUACACCAAAGAUCCGAAAGAUGACAGCAAGUGUUAACAAAUGCGCAGCGUCUGUCACAUUUGAGUUCGAGAAGGCUGCAACCGCUGACAGCACCAUCACCCCAAAAUCACUCUUUCUUACGUAUGCCCUUAAUGUUAUUUCUACCUGUGGAUUCGGUUUAGAUUUGGACAACGACGAUAAGAAAAAAGGAAUAUUUUAUGACAAUUUGCAACAUCUGUUCUGCAACAAAUUUAAUCUGUCUCUAAUUCUUGCAGUAAUAAUUCCGUAUGGCGACAAAAUCCUGAAAAUGUGUGAUGUCAGCCCGUUUCCAACGAAAGCCGUUCAAUUCAUUGCUGAUGAAACAACGCAAAUGAUUGACAAGCGACGUAAAGAUCCUAAACUGCGGAAAGAUGAUUUAUUGCAAAUGCUAUCUGAUCUCAGUUGGGAAGAGCACGGAAACAAAACAAAAUUAUCUACGGAAGAGGUUAAUGCCCAAUCAUUUGCUUUCCUUAUUGGUGCAUACGAAACUACGGGAUCAUGUCUCCAGUAUAUCGCAUACGAACUGGCACUGAACCAACACGUGCAGAACAAACUGAAGAAUGAAAUUAAAGACGUUGUUGGACAGGCUGAGCCGAACUAUAACCACCUACAGGACUUAAAGUACACGGGCUACGUCAUCAACGAGGCUUUGAGAAAGUACCCCACCCUCGGAAGAUUGAGCAGACAUUGCAGCAAGUCAACAACCAUACAGGGAGUAAAAAUUCCAAAAGGGGCCGCAGUUGUAAUCCCUAUUUAUCAUAUACACCAUAACCCAAGCAUUUACCCUGACCCUGAGGAUUUCCGUCCAGAAAGAUUUAGUCCGGAAAGUGGCCACAAGGUGGAUCCGAUGUUGUUUUUACCAUUUGGAGGCGGUCCACGUAUGUGUAUUGGUAGACGAUUUGCCAUCAUGGAAAUGAAGCUAGUUCUUGUUCACUUGAUGCGAAAAAUUCGUUUCGUCUCUUGCAAAGAGACAGAGCCCAGUCCACCGCAGUUUCUGAAGAGCACGCCGAUGCCCCACACAGUCAAUCCUAUAAAGAUAAAGGUUAUAUUUGACCAGUUUUGA